Acaulospora colombiana is the source of this 486-nucleotide messenger RNA. The record is from the annotation of a GenBank genome assembly. Lineage: Eukaryota; Fungi; Glomeromycota; Glomeromycetes; Diversisporales; Acaulosporaceae.
AUGCAGAUCAAAAUCACCGGUGGGGUUGAAAACACGGAUUAUUAUUCUGUAGAGAGUGACACGGAAGUGAUUGAUUUGGAACAGGAUUUAAAAGAAAUUGAUGACCUUUCUCAGGACGAAAUAGAAAUUCGAAACGAAUUACUCAAAAUCUUGGUUGCACGCAAAGAAAAAGACACAGAAUCCGGAAAAAACUUUAUGACAUCAAUACAUCUUAACGGUAUUAUAGAUUUAUCAGACGAUGAGACGCACAAACAGAUUAAAAAGUCCUUUGAUAAGGAUCAAGUUACUUGGCUUGAAGAAGUACUUCGGAAAAAAACUUGGAAUCUGACCCCCGAAUUUACACAAUACAUUAAUCAAUUUACCGAGGAUGCAUGUACCCGAGCUGAGGUUCCAUCUAUUGUUCGCAAGUCCUAUGUUCCCGGAAGAUUUGAUCCCUCUUACUAUGAAGCACACGAUAUCGCCCAGCAGAUAUUAACACAUUUGUAA